GAGGCCCCAGAAUAUAAUAGUGACAUCAUCCGCUGAUGUAAAGAUUAGUAAGUGACGCUUGGAAUCUGAACAAAGGGAUAGUAUCUUCUAUCUCUAUGGUGUAUAUUGGUGGGUCACAUUAAUAAAUGAACAUUAACAUAAAAUUCUCGCUUUUUUCCUAUAAUUUCAGCCGACUUCAGCUCUGCCACCAUGGGGACAAGCAGUGUUAGUACUUCUGGGACUAUACCAUACAUGGCCCCAGAAGUACUCAGCAACAUUAGCACCAAGACCAUCCGCUACAACUCUAAGGCUGAUAUAUGGUCAUUGGGAAUAUCAGCGCUGGAAAUGGCAGAAGGAUAUUAUCCAUUCAGCAGAUUUCCUGAGAAUAAGCUGAUGAAGAGGGUUAUGCACGGUCCCGCACCAACAUUAUUAUGGGACAAAUGGUGA
Molecule: messenger RNA, 426 nt
Organism: Xenopus laevis (African clawed frog)
Lineage: Eukaryota; Metazoa; Chordata; Amphibia; Anura; Pipidae
Product: serine/threonine-protein kinase cst-1
Exons: 3
Coding region: 190-426 (78 amino acids)
Source: RefSeq, a predicted model, not a curated record